Molecule: messenger RNA, 2119 nt
Organism: Chelonoidis abingdonii (Abingdon island giant tortoise)
Lineage: Eukaryota; Metazoa; Chordata; Testudines; Testudinidae
Source: RefSeq, a predicted model, not a curated record
GCACAGCGGAGUGAUCUGCUGGCCAUGGAAAGCGUCUUGCAACCCAACUGGAGGGAGAUAAUCAACAAGAAGCUGAAGUUCCCCAGUGAGCUCCUUGAUGCCAUCCAGGAGGGGGAUCUGUUGCGGGUGCAGCAGCUGCUGCAGGGGAGAGAUGGGAUCCUGCAACAGCAGGCUGACAGUGAGGACCGUGUGUGGCGGGAAGCCCUCAACCUGGCCAUCCGCAUGGGUGGUGGGGAGAUCACCGGGACCCUGCUGCGCUAUGUCAAGUUUGACUUCCGCCAGAUCCACGAGGCCCUGCUGGUCGCCGUGGACACCAACCAGCCCCAGGUGGUGAAGAUGCUGCUGGACCAGUUGGACCAGGAGAAGAGCAUCAAGAUGGACAUCAAGUCCUUCUCCUUGGCCUUCUUCGACCGCUCCAUCGACAACGCCCGCUUCGCCCCCGGCGUGACACCACUCACCCUGGCCUGCGAGAAGGACCUCUAUGAGAUCGUGGAGAUGCUGGUGCAGAAAGGCCACACCAUCCCCCGGCCCCACAGGAUCUCCUGCACCUGCCUGGAGUGCAGCAACGGCCGCAAGUACGACCUGCUCAAGUUUUCCCUCUUCCGCAUCAACACCUACAAGGGCAUCGCCAGCCGGGCCUACCUCUCCAUCGCCAGCAAGGAUGCCAUUCUGACCGCCUUCAAGCUCAGCCGGGAGCUGCAGCGCCUCUCCUGCAAGGAGCCAGAGUUCAAGCCAGAGUACCUCAACCUGGAGCUCCUGAGCCAGGAGUUUGCUUUUGAGCUGCUGGGGAUGUGCCGUAACCAGAGCGAGGUGACAGCCGUGCUGAACGACCUGGGGGACAGUGAGGAGGAGGAGCUGGAAUGCCAGGCCUUCGAGGAGGGCAUCCCCAACCUCGCCCGGCUCCGGCUGGCUGUCAACUACAACCAGAAGAGGUUUGUUGCCCAUCCCAUCUGCCAACAAGUGCUGUCAUCCAUCUGGUGCGGGAACCUAUCAGGCUGGCGUGGAAGCAACACGCUCUGGAAGUUCUUUGUCUCCUGUUCCAUCUUCCUGACCAUGCCCCUCCUGUGCCUGGUGUACUGGAUUGCCCCAAAGUCGCGGGUUGGCAAAAUGCUGAAGAUCCCAGUGAUCAAGUUCCUCCUCCACUUGGCCUCCUACCUCUGGUUCCUGAUCUUCCUGCUUGUGGAGUCCUUGUUCCUGGAACACAAGCUUCACAUCUUCUUGGGACGCAAUCAGACCGUGUGGGAGAACUCUCGGCACAUGGUCUGGGUGGCUGGCUUCUUCUGGUACGAGUGCAAGGAGGUGUGGAUCGAGGGGCUGCACAGCUACCUCCUGGAUUUGUGGAACUGCCUGGACAUUGUCAUCCUCAGCCUGUACCUGGCCUCCUUUGCCCUGCGGGUGCUGGUCGCCGAGAGGGGCUACCUGCACUGCCUGGACGCCCCUUCCUCGCCGGAGUGCUACUACUUCACCAGAGCCGGACGGCACGAGUGGCAGCCUGAAGACCCCCAGUUCGUGGCCGAGGUGCUGUUUGCGGUGACCAGCAUGCUGAGCUUCACCCGCCUGGCCUACAUCCUCCCUGCCCAUGAGUCCCUGGGCACCCUGCAGAUCUCCAUUGGGAAGAUGAUUGACGACAUGAUCCGGUUCAUGUUCAUCCUCAUGAUCAUUCUCACUGCGUUCCUGUGCGGACUCAACAACACCUAUGUUUUCUACCAGGAGUUCCAGCGGCUGGGGAACUUCAACGAGACGUUCCAGUUCCUGUUCUGGACUAUGUUCGGGAUGGAGGAGUACAGUGUGGUGGACAUGCCCCAGUACGCCCUGGUGGAGUUCGUGGGGCGGGCGCUCUACGGGAUCUUCACCAUCGUCAUGGUCAUCGUCCUUCUCAACAUGCUCAUCGCCAUGAUCACCAACUCCUUCCAGAAGAUAGAGGACGAUGCGGAUGUGGAGUGGAAGUUCGCCCGCUCCAAGCUCUACCUGUCCUACUUCAGGGAGGGCCUGACGCUGCCUGUGCCGUUUAACAUCAUUCCCACACCAAAGUCCCUCUUCUACUCAGUCAGGUGAUGUCAGCUCCGCAAACCGCACCACGCACGUUGGCAGGGCAUCUUUCGGUUCCUUUGCUGCUCCA